Dermacentor albipictus is the source of this 7673-nucleotide messenger RNA. It is a transcript of the gene Mpi, whose product is annotated as mannose phosphate isomerase. Gene Ontology annotation, molecular function: mannose-6-phosphate isomerase activity; zinc ion binding. Gene Ontology annotation, cellular component: cytosol. Lineage: Eukaryota; Metazoa; Arthropoda; Arachnida; Ixodida; Ixodidae. The record is from RefSeq and is a predicted model, not a curated record. Gene Ontology annotation, biological process: carbohydrate metabolic process; GDP-mannose biosynthetic process.
AGAAGGCUAAUUAAAGAAAAAAAAAAACUGAUUAUAAACACUGGCGCCAUAGAUGCCGGCGCUUCUGCGAAACUCAUUACCAAGCAUUACUUGCCUGCAUGAACGCAUAGAUGCCAUAGAUCUGCUUGUUUUGCAAACGCGACAGCUGAGCUAGCGCAGGCUAGCGGCACCCUCUACGUGGUUGCCCAGCCAGGUGUUCUGUGGCACAGCUGCCUGAGCAACGCGAAAAUUAUGCUACGUGGUGUUUGAAGAGUAGCGCGAGUGGACUGAACCAAAUAAAUACCGAAACCUUUCGACUUGGAAGCAUGGGUGAAGAGGGGUUGCUGGAGCUGGAGUGCACUGUGCAGAAGUAUCACUGGGGCAAGAGGGGACCGUCCAGCUUAGUGGCGCAACUGGCAUUGGAGGGCCACCACCUGGCAUCCAUCGAGGAAACCACCACAUAUGCUGAGCUGUGGAUGGGAACACACCCCUCAGGUCCAAGCAAGAUUCGAGGCAAGGAUAAGACGCUGGCUUCGUACAUCACAGAGCAUCCAGAAUGCCUUGGCGGCUGUGUUCGGGCUAUCUUUGGUGCACAGUUGCCAUUCCUCUUCAAAGUACUCUCAGUAGGCUCACCCUUGUCCAUACAAGCACAUCCCACCAAGGUGCUGGCCAAGAAGCUGCAUGAGGCACAUCCCAACCUGUACCCGGACUCAAACCACAAGCCUGAGAUUGCCAUUGCCCUGACAGAGUUCGAGGCCUUCUGCAACUUCCGCCCUCUGCAAGAAAUUGCGCAGCUCCUGACAGUACUGCCGGAGCUGCGUGAGGUGCUUGGGUCACUGGGAGAGCAACCAUUGGCAUCAAAGGCCGAGCUGCACGCCUGGUUCAAAGCUGUCAUCACUGCGAAGGCCGAACUCUUUCUUCCUCAACUGGAGAAACUGGCUGAUAGGUUCAAGAAAAACGUGGAGACAGCGGGAGUCCCCCAUGAGCUUGUCACUGUGUUCCUGCGGGUACACACCAGUUACCCAGAUGAUAUUGGCUGCUUCGUCAUCUUCUUCCUCAACUACGUGAAGCUACGGCCUGGAGAGGCCAUCUUUUUAGCUGCAAAUGAGCCGCAUGCCUAUAUCUUGGGUGAUUGCGUGGAGUGCAUGGCAUGCUCAGACAACGUAGUGCGAGCAGGACUGACACCCAAGCACAAGGAUGUGGAGACCCUGUGUUCCAUGCUGAGCUACAACUCGGUGCCCCUCAGUCAAGUGCGCUUUCCUGCUGUAUCCACGAACCUUGAAACCUGCUGCUUCUCGCCUCCAAUCAGUGAUUUUGCUGUCAGCAUGAUCAAGAUUAUGCCCAACACCACGUUCCUUCUAAAGGGCAUUGGCUCUGCAAGCAUCCUGUUGGUGACUCAUGGCGAGGGCAAGAUAGGAAGUGUGAAGCUGAAAAAGGGCAGCAUCCUCUUCCUGGCGGCAGAAAAGGCCCGCACCAUUGUCUCUGCCAGUAGUAUGUGCAUGUACCAGGCAUUCUGCCCUGUCUGAACUAUGGGGGUGCAUCGUGCCAUAAUGGGCUUCCUUGAGGCCCCACCAGUUGGGAGCCACUUUCUUUGGCCUUGACAGAAGUCUUCUUCUAAGAAACUCACUCAGAAGGACUGAAAUGCAUGGGCAACAAUGUGUGAACAUGUGUCUUGUCCUGCCCGAGGCCAGAGCUGUAUUGUGUCAGCUACACUACUGCUGCUAUGUUGCGGCCAACUUGCCGCAUUUUUCAUAUUAAUGGCUGUCCCACUCUGGCAAAGUGCUGCAUCAUAUGUGGGCUUAAAUUUGUGGCAUACUGAAGAUCCUCCUUAAGUUCCUCGUUCAUACCAAUGCCAAUUAAGUUCUAUGCUUAUAGUGAAAAAAAUGCUGCAAGACUUCAUUCAAAAACUUACUAUUUAUUUUUAUAUGGGAAACGCUCCGCUGCAUACAGUAACUUAUUUACUACAACAGUCCAUCACUCCUGUAACUGUUUAUCUAAAUAUUAGCUCUUGUACUCCUUAUAGUUAUUGGCUCUUGCAUCAAUGUUAUACAAACAACUUUGCUACUAUAACGAAGUCAUACUUACAACAGGAAUUUGUUCAUUAUAUUUAGUAUUCGUCAUGAGUGUACAAACAAAAGUUAACACAAGAGAAAAAUUCCAAAGUUGGGCUGCACAGUUUCACUACAAUAGUAUCUCAAUAUAAGCAUGAGUACUGCAUAUACAAUAGAACCUCAUUGAUACAAUCCCAUUUUGUACGACAGUUAAACCUCAAUAUUACGAAGUCAGUAAAAUUGGCAAUUCACUUCAUUGUAUGGAAAUUCGAUCUUUUAUACAAAUAAGUACAGCCGCCGAUCAAUUUUUCUUACAAAUAAAAAGGGGCCAUAGAUUUUUCCGAAUUAUUAGGCAAUAAAAAAAAGAAAAGCUAACUUGAAUGAGAAAACAACUCAUUUUGAUCAAUUUGGGAGUCGGCGACAAAUGAUGUAUGUAAAAUACUGAAAGAUAUAUAUAGCGGCUCCACAGCCACCGUAGUCCUCCAUAAAGCAAGCAACAAAAUCCCAAUAAAAAAAGGCGUCAGGCAGGGAGAUACGAUCUCUCCCAUGCUAUUCACCGCGUGUUUACAGGAGGUAUUCAGAGACCUGGAUUGGGAAGAAUUGGGGAUAAAAGUUAAUGGAGAAUACCUUAGUAACUUGCGAUUCGCUGAUGAUAUUGCCUUGCUUAGUAACUCAGGGGACCAAUUGCAAUGCAUGCUCACUGACCUGGAGAGGGAAAGCAGAAGAGUGGGUCUAAAAAUUAAUCUGCAGAAAACUAAACUAAUGUUUAACAGUCUCGGAAGAGAACAGCAAUUUACAAUAGGCAGUGAGGCACUGGAAGUAGUAAGGGAAUACAUCUACUUAGGGCAGGUAGUGACGGCAGAUCCGGAUCAUGAGAUGGAAAUAAUCAGAAGAAUAAGAAUGGGCUGGGGUGCGUUUGGCAGGCAUUCUCAGAUCAUGAACAGCAGGUUGCCAUUAUCCCUCAAGAGAAAAGUAUAUAAUAGCUGUGUCUUACCAGUACUCACCUACGGGGCAGAAACCUGGAGGCUUACGAAAAGGGUUCUACUCAAAUUGAGGACGACGCAACGAGCUAUGGAAAGAAGAAUGAUAGGUGUAACAUUAAGGGAUAAGAAAAGAGCAGAUUGGGUGAGGGAACAAACGCGAAUUAAUGACAUCUUAGUUGAAAUCAAGAAAAAGAAAUGGGCGUGGGCAGGUCAUGUAAUGAGGAGGGAAGAUAACCGAUGGUCAUUAAGGGUUACGGACUGGAUCCCAAGGGAAGGGAAGUGUAGCAGGGGGCGGCAGAAAGUUAGGUGGGCGGAUGAAAUUAAGAAGUUUGCAGGGACGGCAUGGCCACAAUUAGUACAUGACCGGGGUUGUUGGAGAAGUAUGGGAGAGGCCUUUGCCCUGCAGUGGGCGUAACCAGGCUGAUGAUGAUGAUGACAAAUGAUACAGUUUCAUGCCACGUCAACAAUAUCUUUACAUAGGCGGCGUGAAUUAAGGGAAGCUAGCUGCGCUUUCGCGUGCACUCCACCCCCGCGGCUGAUAGAGUUGCCCGCACUGAGACGACGCUAUCAUGAAAAGCGCCAGCAGCGGGGAGUGAAUGCUUGGUCUGCCUCUUGCUCCAGUGGGUCACCGAAACUCGAGAUUAUGUAAUCUCCAAUACUAAACAUGCGGGAAGACAGCUUACAUGACCCCACGCUGUCAUGACAUGCCCACUCUUUGCACACGCGGUAGAUUACCUCUGAAGCAGGAUGCACGGCUGCAUAUGCGCUCAGCCACACUUACAGCCAUGCGCAGCCACGGCCGAGAUGUGCGCCAGAAAUUGAUACGUGCACAAAAUUGCUGCCCCCCCCCCCCCUUCACUUGCACUUGAUCACGUUACCGCGAGUGCACUCCCCUCCUCCUCUUUCUCUCUGCUCACAUGGGAAGGUGGCACUCAUGAAGCCACCAUCUUUCUUGUUUCACCCUUGCACCCUUGCACACUUUCACACACACGGUAGGAUCCUUUCGCGCUUGGACUUUAUAUGGAACAUGAUACGACUCCACUUCCGCCAUCGCUCUAGCUUUGGGGCGUGUCAUUUGAAAGGUGCGUUUGCAAAAGCAGCUGCUUGUAAUUCAAUCAUGUGGCCAUCUGUGUCUGCAGAAGUUUCAGUUUGUUGUCUCGGCAUUCCUUUGCGGCAGCAGUGAAAUUUCAUUGUAUUGAAAUCGCAUACACAAACACACUUCGUUAUAUUGAGGUACUAAAUAUGUGGUGUUUUAUGAAUAAGAGGUUAUGAAAAGUAAACUACUUGGUUAUAUCAAGAAUCUUGUUAUAUUGAAGUUCGUAGUACCGAAGUUUAACUAUAUUACUCACUGCCACCAUUAUCGUUAGAGAACACACACAUACAAACAAAAAGAUCCAAUAUAGUCUCAAUUCUUUUUUAAAGGGACUCUGAAAUGAUUUCAACGAUCUUGUACAAAUGUACCGAAUUGUUAGAUCGCAUGCUCGCUCCUAGAGAGCCGGUAGUAGAUGACACGACGUGCCGUCAUGACGCAGAGCCAGUGAAGGCGGAGCUUAGCCCUGAUCACUUGGCAAAUGAGUUGAGGAGAAAAUGCAUGGCUAUGGAGGAGGGUAACUUUUAAUCGACCAUAGCUCUCUUAAUAUGAGAUACUUGACACAAAUUGUGGUGCGAAUGAUUAACUUUAGCUGUAUCCUACGCAUCUACAAAAUUUGUCCGCACCAUUUCAGGGGCCCUUAACAGUUAAUAUGUUCCUACAAAUCUUUCAGCUCCAACGUUCAAUACAUCGCCAAACUGCGACUGAUGAUUUGUUUUCCAGCUGCUAGAUCCUGUGUAAACAUGAAAAGGUGCUAGGCGUGCGCAGUUCAGAACAGUAGGCACUUACCAAGGCAGCUUCCCCGCAGUACUUGCCCGCCCAUUUCACAUGAAAAUGCCAGUACACCCUCAGUUUUCUCGUCCGAUACCAGAAAAUCUCCUCGGGAAUUGUUGCAUGUCACAUUCAUAGCUAUAGCUGCCAAUCCUGUUGUGAUAAGCAUCUUCACCUAUCUGUUUCGCAGCAUGUGUUGCAUAGUGCCGUUUGAAGUAAGUGUACUACAUGCUUUUAAUAGGCAAACGCACCGCCGUUCCCUGCUGCAGGUGUUGCAAAAUGAGCAUCAUAUUUUGCUCUGGCAGCAUUGUAUUCUGGCAUCGUCCACCAACUUGAUUUUGUUUUGAUUUCCCAUCGCAGUUUUAGAACACUAUGCAACAGGAAAACAACAACAUGCAUCUCACUAUACUUAAGCCUCACCAGCUCGAGGCAUGUGGGCAUCUCAUACCGCAACGAUUCUCGCCUGUGUGGGUGCAUCAAAACUUGCUACCAAAAUUUCCCGCUUGAAGAAGCUGCUGCCCCAGGUCGGACUCGAGAGGCACCAACACCAUAAGGUUGCUGAAGCAGCAAAAGUGACAAUGUGCGUCUCUGGCCACUUAGUCCUUUUACCAGCUCUGUGCCUGCUGGCGUCAUAUGCUGCAGCAAUUUGGCAUUAUGUAGAUGUCAUAUAUAGUUGAGACAACCAAACUUUUUUGUGACUACGGAUCAUACGUCUUCCUGAUUGGUACCUUUCCUCUCACAUUUUUUUCCAAAACCGUAUGAAUGAGGUUCUACUGCUUAUUCUUCUGCUGAAAUUGGAAUAAAAAAAAACACAGCACCAAAAAUCUGCUUCGAGAGCAGAACAGCUAAUACUGAAUGCAAUACUAUCAGCGGAAUGGUUGUUACUAUUUACACAGACUGCGUCUACUUUUGUCUAUCUGUUUCAUAGGGGCUGCACUUUGUACCACAAGGGGCCCCUGGAAACCAUUUCGAUCACCGGCGUUUCACAAACCGAGCCAAAGUUUCCUGUAUGAUAAAACGGAAAAUGAUUGGCGCUAUGUUAAGAGACAGGAAGAGGGUGGUAUGGAUUGGAGAGCAAACAGUGUAGCCGAUAGUGUAUAAUUGUGAUUAAGAUGAAUGAGUGGAGUUAGCUGGGUCGCGUAAUGCACAGAGAAAAUAAUCGGUGGUCUAUCAGAGCAACAGAAUGGGAGUGCCGAGGGAAGGAAAAUGCAGUUGAGGACAGCAGAGGAACCAGGAAUUUUGCAGACAUGGAUGGAGUCAGAUUACAAAAGAGAAGGAUGGAGUCAGAUUACAAAAGAGAAGGGUAAUUGGAGAGGCAGAGCUGUUUAGCACCCUUUAAGGCAAAGCAGCUGGUGGGAAGUCAGAAUUUGUGCAACUUUUAAGUGUAAACAAUGUCAUUACAUAGUAUACUUUGGUGGCACCUCCAGGAGCCCAAAGGGGCAAUGGUGAUACCAGAGCUGUAAUCUAGACUAGUUCAUGGGUUCCAAGCUCGUCGAGGCCUCCGUGUGCCGGGGGCAUGUAUGUGGAUGCCCUCCAUCAUGCCUGGCCUUGGCAGCUCCAACCUACAGACUGGCCUAGUUCCAUCCCCCCUCCCCCUCCACCAUGAGACCCUGUGCCACCGUCCACGUUAUUUAAUCUUAGAUACUCUCCUGCAACCUCUAUUUGUUGGUAUUGUUUUUAUCUUUGCGUGCUAAAUGGUCUGGUAAGACCAAAUAACACAGUAAGUGUAAAUUUCUUCCGUAUACUAAAUAAUGACCCAUUCUUUACACUUAGUACUUGUGCAAAUUCUCACUUACCACUGGCCGCUCUGCCAUUAAAAGACGUUGACAACUCCGCCAUUGGAGAUUGCUGGCAGAAGCCUUUGACCCGCUGUGUACAUAGGUUGCUCCCGAUCAUGAUGAGGUACGUCUGCUGUUCAUACAUAGAUGAUGCAGGUAAUAAAUUUACAUUUAUAAAUUAAUUUUUAAAGUACUUUAACUUCCUGCUAGACUAUAUUGUGAGCUUCAUGGAAUAAAAAAAAAUUUGAUUAUACCACAUAAGACUGUGACGAACUAUUUUUGUUAUAUGGUACCAUUACGCAGCUACCUGUACAUCUUGUGAAUGUCUUUGUUCGUUAGCCAAUGGCAUAGGCUUAUUUUCUUUUUUUUAAUACUGCGUGCAUGAAAUUUGAAGUUAACAUUCAACAACAUCUAGACUAGGGUGUGACAAAUGUAGUGAUAACGCACAUAGAACACAUAUUAUGGUGACGAUUUAGGAAAGAGCUAUAGAAUGGAGUGUUGUCUUGCUAAUUGUUGUUUUGUAAUUUUUAGAAAUGUUAAUACCUACUAUGUACUUGACUAUUUUUCUUGUUCAUCAUUUCGCAUUUGACUUUUGUAAUACAUGCCCUUUGCCAGAAAGCCACUACCAAAGACUCUAUGCAGCAUUCUAAAGGGGAGCUUUUAUUUAGGUAUGCAAUGUUUGUAUUGCAUCAUUACUUAGUACCCUUGCUCCGGUUGCAACAAGGAGCAUAGUCAUGCUAAUAUUCUUACAGAUAAAUGUUUUUCAAGUCACGACUUCUGUGACUAGUGAUAGUAAAGGUGUGCAAGUUUAGCUUCAUUUAAUUGUGCAAGCAAUUUAUGCAGCAUGGACUGUAAAGUAUGUUUCAUUUGACUUAACACAGUGAGACAACACAAUUUCAUUAUUGAAAUAAAGCUGUUAAGUGCUUCAGCAAUGGUGCGUGCCCUGCUGUCUAAUUGUCCUUGCUCCUGUGCAUUUUUUUGCAAUUUGGAAAGUGAAAUAAAAUGAGUUUUUUGAAGCAAA